Molecule: messenger RNA, 1727 nt
Organism: Thamnophis elegans (Western terrestrial garter snake)
Lineage: Eukaryota; Metazoa; Chordata; Lepidosauria; Squamata; Natricidae
Product: ephrin type-A receptor 7-like
Exons: 5
Coding region: 261-1727 (488 amino acids)
Biological process (GO): axon guidance; protein phosphorylation; cell surface receptor protein tyrosine kinase signaling pathway
Cellular component (GO): neuron projection; membrane
Molecular function (GO): transmembrane-ephrin receptor activity; protein binding; ATP binding
Source: RefSeq, a predicted model, not a curated record
GGCAGCAAAUACGGAGAGCGGAAAAAGCGAGCCGGGAAAAGCGAGAAGGCAGCCGCGGAAGAGCUGCGUUGAAAGAGCGCUGCGCGUUAAAACACAUCGCAGCCGGAGCCCUUAGAUGAGCACCGAGCAGCAGCAGCAGCAGCAGCGCUAACCAGCCGCGGGAGCAAGCAGAAGCAAAUGCCAAGCGCAGUCUCUCUCUCUCUCUGAAUGUAUAUGCAUAAUAUCCUUAGCUUGAUUUAAACACCUCCAGCUCACGCAUCAUGGUUUUGCAAACUAAGCUCCCUUCUUGGAUUAUUUUGUGUAACAUCUGGCUGCUUCAGUUUGCACACACGGGGGAGGCACAGGCUGCGAAAGAAGUAAUAUUGCUGGAUUCUAAAGCACAACAGACAGAUUUGGAAUGGAUUUCUUCUCCUCCCAAUGGGUGGGAAGAAAUUAGUGGACUGGAUGAAAACUACACACCUAUACGAACAUACCAGGUAUGCCAAGUCAUGGAACCCAACCAAAAUAAUUGGCUGCGGACUAACUGGAUCACGAAAGGCAAUGCACAAAGGAUUUUUGUAGAACUAAAAUUCACUCUGAGGGAUUGUAAUAGCCUUCCUGGAGUCCUGGGGACAUGUAAAGAAACGUUCAACUUGCAUUAUUAUGAAACAGACUAUGACACUGGAAGGAGUAUCAGAGAAAGCCAGUAUGUAAAAAUAGACACUAUUGCGGCUGAUGAAAGCUUUACCCAAGGUGACCUUGGGGAGAGGAAAAUGAAACUCAAUACAGAAGUGAGAGAGAUUGGACCUCUGUCCAAGAAAGGAUUCUACCUUGCAUUUCAGGAUGUAGGGGCUUGCAUUGCUCUGGUUUCUGUCAAAGUGUACUAUAAGAAGUGCUGGUCCAUUAUUGAGAACUUAGCGAUUUUUCCAGACACAGUAACUGGGUCAGAGUUCUCCUCCUUAGUUGAGGUCCGAGGAACCUGUGUCAGUAAUGCGGAAGAAGAAGCAGAAAACUCUCCCAGAAUGCAUUGUAGUGCAGAAGGAGAAUGGUUAGUGCCAAUUGGGAAGUGUAUCUGCAAAGCUGGCUUCCAGCAAAAAGGAGACACGUGCGAACCCUGUGGACGUGGAUUCUAUAAGUCAUCUUCACAAGAUUUGCAGUGCUCCCGCUGCCCAAUGCACAGUUUUUCAGACAGGGAAGGAUCUUCGCGAUGUGAUUGUGAAGACAGCUAUUACAGAGCACCUACUGACCCACCAUAUGUUGCAUGCACAAGGCCGCCAUCUGCACCACAGAACCUUAUUUUCAAUAUUAACCAAACUACUGUGAGUUUGGAGUGGAGCCCUCCUGCUGAUAACGGAGGAAGAAAUGACGUGACCUACAGGGUAUUAUGCAAGAGGUGCAGCUGGGAACAGGGUGAAUGUGUUCCCUGUGGGAGCAAUGUUGGAUAUAUGCCCCAGCAAACUGGAUUAGUAGACAACUAUGUCACCGUCAUGGACCUGUUGGCUCAUGCUAACUAUACUUUUGAAGUUGAAGCUUUAAAUGGUGUCUCCGACUUAAGCCGUUCCCAGAGGCUUUUUGCAGCUGUUACCGUUACCACUGGUCAAGCAGGUAAGUCGUCAUAUUUUACAGCACGUAGAACAAAGAGAACUAUAUUGUUAACAACUGAAAGGAGGCUUAUAGGCUCACUGCACAAAAAUGCAUCCAUCUCUACAUCACCAGUAGCAUGUUAUUGGUGUGAUCUGUUUGCAUAG